AUGAAAAUAUCCAACAUCGUGCUCUGUCUCGUCCCGUCUGUGGCUCUGGCAGCCGAGUUCGAGCAAAAGCCUGCCGUUGCUCUCACACCCUCAGCACAUAACCUACCCUCCGCUUCUUCGCCAGAACUUACCACGCCCUCGAGUAUUGAAGACCUGCAAAGUGACCAACGGAUCUACGAUCAAGGGUACCAAUACCUGUCUUUGAAGGUCAACCAUCUGAACCCGCCCACGGAUCUAUCGAACUGCGCUCAUUGGAAGCGUCAUCUGGAUCGACCAAGUCGCUGA
Molecule: messenger RNA, 285 nt
Organism: Aspergillus fischeri NRRL 181
Lineage: Eukaryota; Fungi; Ascomycota; Eurotiomycetes; Eurotiales; Aspergillaceae
Exons: 2
Coding region: 1-285 (94 amino acids)
Source: RefSeq, a predicted model, not a curated record